Messenger RNA from Hippocampus zosterae (dwarf seahorse), 5810 nucleotides. RefSeq names its product diphosphoinositol pentakisphosphate kinase 1a (gene ppip5k1a). NCBI's taxonomy places the organism in Eukaryota, Metazoa, Chordata, Actinopteri, Syngnathiformes, Syngnathidae. Gene Ontology annotation, cellular component: cytosol. The transcript has 30 exons. Gene Ontology annotation, molecular function: inositol hexakisphosphate kinase activity; 5-diphosphoinositol pentakisphosphate 1-kinase activity; diphosphoinositol pentakisphosphate kinase activity. Gene Ontology annotation, biological process: inositol phosphate biosynthetic process; inositol metabolic process. The record is from RefSeq and is a predicted model, not a curated record. The coding region runs from base 462 to 4559 and encodes 1365 amino acids.
UGUUUUAUGUCCUUUAGCAGAAAAAGUAAGAUAGGUUUCACAUGCAAAGUGUCAACGCAGGAAAUGACUUUAUCGCAUGACGGUCGAGUCUUAUUAACUGUCAGCCUUUCAUCAUCAUGGAAGAAAGAGAUCCAGAGAUAACUCCCAAUGGGUUUCAAGUCCCAAGCAAGUGUAUUACAAUCUCGGUCAACUGAAUGAAGAAUGACAACUUUGACUGACAGCUUUGUUGCAAAGGACUAUUGAGACCUAUUGUUCCUUACCGCUUCCCACAUUUGAAACUGAAUGUUUGAGGCCUGUUUUUCUUUUCGACUUCCCUCCUCACCAACCCUGCUGUCCAGCUCAGGCAGAGUGGAACCCUUUGUGUCCUCUGGCCUCGUGCCCUUCCAUCGGCGGCCUGCUCCAGUGGUGCGGUGGUGUACGAUGGCGCGGUGGGACGUUGUGGGCUGCCGCGGGAGACUGUGAUGUCCGAGCCCAACAGCCCGGGCGAGAGCCGGUGUGGCGCUCCCAGAUUCUUCGUGGGCUGCGAAGACGAUGAGAGCGAGGUCUUGGAGGAUAGCAUAAGAACAGACAUGGAAUUAUAUGAGGAUGACGAAGACACAGACUCUCCACCUGAGCAACAGAUUGUUGUGGGGAUAUGUUGCAUGAUGAAGAAGUCAAAGUCCAAGCCAAUGACCCAGAUUCUGGAGAGGCUAUGCAGGUUUGAGUACAUCACCGUGGUCAUCUUUCCAGAGGACGUCAUUCUCAAUGAGCCUGUGGAAAACUGGCCCCUGUGUGACUGCCUCAUCUCCUUCCACUCCAAAGGAUUUCCACUCGAUAAAGCAGUCAGCUAUGCCAAACUGAGAAAUCCUCUCCUCAUCAAUGACCUCAACAUGCAGUACUACAUACAGGACAGGAGAGAAGUAUAUCGCAUCCUGCAAGAGGAAGGGAUCGAUCUGCCACGCUAUGCUGUGUUGAAUCGUGACCCAGAUAAACCAGAUGAGUGUAACCUGGUGGAAGGAGAGGACCACGUGGAGGUGAAUGGAGAAAUCUUCCAGAAGCCGUUCGUUGAGAAGCCAGUGUGUGCUGAGGACCACAAUGUUUACAUCUACUACCCUACUUCUGCUGGUGGUGGCAGCCAACGUCUCUUCAGAAAGAUUGGGAGCAGAAGCAGUGUGUACUCACCAGAAAGCAAUGUGAGAAAGACUGGCUCUUACAUCUAUGAAGAGUUCAUGCCAACAGAUGGCACAGAUGUGAAGGUCUAUACUGUGGGACCUGACUAUGCUCAUGCUGAAGCUCGAAAGUCUCCUGCUCUGGAUGGGAAGGUAGAGCGAGACAGUGAGGGCAAAGAGGUCCGUUACCCUGUCAUGCUGUCAGCUAUGGAGAAACUGGUUGCCCGGAAGGUGUGUUUAGCGUUCAAGCAAACUGUUUGUGGCUUUGACCUUCUUCGAGCCAAUGGGCACUCUUAUGUAUGUGAUGUCAACGGAUUCAGUUUUGUGAAGAACUCUAUGAAAUACUAUGAUGACUGCGCUAAGAUCCUUGGGAAUAUUGUGAUGCGUGAGCUAGCACCUCAGUUUCAGAUUCCAUGGUCCAUCCCUACUGAAGCGGAGGACAUUCCCAUUGUUCCCACUACUUCAGGCACUAUGAUGGAAUUGCGCUGUGUGAUAGCUGUCAUCCGACAUGGAGACAGAACACCAAAGCAGAAGAUGAAGAUGGAAGUUCGCAACCCCAUGUUUUUUGAUCUAUUUGAAAAAUAUGGAGGGUAUAAAACUGGGAAAUUAAAACUGAAGAAACCAAAACAACUGCAGGAGGUGCUGGACAUUACUCGACAGUUGUUAGCAGAACUGGGCCAGCACAAUGACUGUGAGAUAGAAGAGAAGAAGUCCAAACUUGAGCAGCUGAAAACUGUUCUUGAAAUGUAUGGACACUUCUCUGGGAUCAACAGAAAAGUGCAACUGACCUACUUGCCCUACGGGCAGCCCAAAACCUCGAGUGAAGAAGAAGACACACGAAAAGAGGGUCCAUCUCUGCUGCUCGUGCUGAAGUGGGGAGGAGAGCUUACGCCUGCUGGAAGGGUUCAGGCUGAAGAGCUUGGGAGGGCCUUUCGCUGUAUGUACCCUGGAGGACAAGGAGACUAUGCUGGAUUUCCCGGCUGUGGGUUGCUGCGGUUACAUAGCACCUACAGACAUGACCUGAAGAUAUACGCAUCUGAUGAAGGCAGAGUGCAGAUGACUGCUGCAGCUUUUGCAAAGGGGUUGCUGGCCUUGGAAGGUGAACUGACUCCCAUUCUAGUGCAGAUGGUGAAGAGUGCUAACAUGAAUGGGCUGCUGGAUAGUGACAGUGACUCGCUAAGUGGCUGUCAGCACAGAGUCAAAGCCAGACUCCAUGAGAUUCUGCAAAAAGACCGUGACUUCAUUGAAGAAGAUUAUGACAGACUGGCCCCAACGUGUAGUGCAUCAUUGGUGAAUUCGAUGAAAAUAGUCCAGAACCCAGUGGCCACAUGUGACCAGGUUUACACUCUCAUUCAGAGCCUCACUGCACAGAUCCGCAAAAGAAUGGAAGAUCCCAAGUCAGCUGACCUGCAACUUUAUCACAGUGAAACACUGGAGCUGAUGUUGCAGCGCUGGUCCAAACUUGAGAGAGACUUCCGCAUGAAGAACGGUCGCUACGACAUCAGUAAAAUACCUGACAUUUAUGACUGUGUAAAAUAUGAUGUCAUUCAUAACGCUACUCUGGGUUUGGAGGACACACUGGAGUUGUUCAGACUUUCUCGUGCUUUGGCUGACAUCGUGAUCCCACAGGAAUAUGGCAUAAAUAAAGCUGAGAAGCUGGACAUUGCUUAUGCCUAUUGCCUCCCACUGGUCAGAAAGAUCCAGCUUGACCUUCAGAGGACUCACGAGGAUGAGUCUGUCAACAAGCUGCACCCUCUAUAUUCACGCGGAGUGAUGUCGCCUGGACGACAUGUGAGGACACGUCUAUAUUUCACCAGUGAAAGUCACGUCCACUCUCUGCUGAGUAUUUUCCGCUACGGUGGUUUACUUGAUGAAGAGAAAGACCAGCAGUGGAAUCGUGCUAUGGAUUAUCUUUGUGCUGUUUCUGAACUCAACUACAUGACUCAGAUUGUCAUUAUGCUUUAUGAGGACAACAAUAAGGAUCUGUCUUCAGAGGAACGCUUCCAUGUUGAGCUUCACUUUAGCCCAGGAGUAAAAGGUGUUGAGGAAGAAGAGAAUGCACCCACUGGCUUUGGCUUCAGACCAGCAUCUGCAGAGAAUGGACAAAAACAAACAGACCCAGGAAGCUUGGAGGACCUCUCACGCGAUGAGACGGACAGAGCUGUACCACUGUCUGAGCCAAUCACCAUACAGAGGAGAUCACCGCUGAUACGUAAUCAUAAAACCGGAUCUAUGGAGGUGCUCUCCGAGACCUCAUCCUCCAAAGUUGGGAGCUAUCGCCUCUUCUCGUUUUGCUCUCGUCAGUCGCCUGACAUUAAACAAAGUGGGUUAGGCUCUCAAUGUGCCGGACUGUUCAGCACCACUGUCCUAGGUGGGUCCUCUAGUGCCCCUAACCUGCAGGACUACGCACGUGCACAUCGCAAAAAAUUCUCCACCAGCAGUAUAUCCUACAAAGACGAAUUGUUGUCUAUGCCGGCAGUAAAACGAUUUUCUGUGUCGUUUGCAAAGCAUCCGACUAAUGGCUUUGAAGGCUGCUCCAUGGUACCUUCCAUCUAUCCUCUGGAAACGCUACACAACUCGUUGUCACUCAAACAGGUCAAUGAGUUCCUCACGAGUGUGUGUGAGAGUGCCGGAGAUCCACAUACAAGGACCUCCAGAGCACUGUCAGCCAUGUUUGGUGCACACAACCAUCCAUCAGGGGAUGGUUCGUACAUCCCCCACAGAGUCCUCUCUUCGUCCAUGUCUCUGAGGUCUCGGUCAGACAAACCCCCAUGGUACAGCAGCGGUCCAUCCAGUACCGUAUCCAGCGCUGGCCCAUCUUCCCCCACUACGGCGGACACCUCCCCACGUUUCAGUUUCAGUGAUAAAAUCUCUCUCACUCCGCAGAGUAGUGAGGAAACCCAUUCCUCUCAAAACCUCCCUUCCCAGCCGGCACCUCCACUGGCAUCGCCAGUUCUUGACCCAAAUUUCUCCGCUGUUUCAAACCCAUCUGAAGUACCGCAGACUCCAAAUAACUCACCAGAGGAUGACGGUGAGCAAUGCCACAUCACUGAUCGCCAAUCUGAUGAUCCCGAACACACGCAGGAAGGCCAAGAGACUUGUUCAGCCUCGGACCUUUCCAGCGAUGGAGUUGGAGACGUUGGUUUGAGGCCCCCCUGCUCCCCACUAGCCGAGCUCUCUCUCGGUCGCAUGGAAGGCUUCUGCCUCCCGAGCUCGCUGCCUGUGCUGCUGGAGCUCAGAGAGAGCAGCAGCGAGGCGGGUUCCAGCACCCAGACGCCCAUGUCUCCUGAAGGACACGACGAGUUCUUUGACACCCAGGAGUCGGUGGACUUGUGGAUGGACAGUACCGAGAGUCCUCCGGAGUCUGAGAUGCCUCUUGAGGUCACAGCAAACCUCCCAGCAGAACCAUGAUGCCACAAAGAUGAACAAGAAACUACCACAGAUAUGAAUUUAAUUGUUCAGCUUGUACGGCUGGGUAUUGGGCAGAAUACCGGGUUCCUCCUCUGUCACGUAAACUCUGUGGUGAUGUCAGUGCUGCUCAUUACCUAUAAAGACACGCUGACAUGAGCCCAAUCUUAACAAACUACUGGUCCAGUCCAUCAGAGUUAACCUGAUAUAUAAAUAUAAAUGUUUUAAAUAACAUUGUUGUGUGUGGACCGGUAGCUCAGUGCUCCACUCUGCUUUCCAGUAAGUCAAUCAUGUCAACUUGAUGGUUGGAAGGUAAGCACUGACAAUGCAGCUUUUCCUUCAUCCUUAUACAGUGGUACAGUGACUUGUGAGUGCACCAGCUUUGUCAAUCUUUUUUUUUUUUGGUUUUGUUUUGUUAGGUUUUGUAAAGCAAAAUUUGAGGUUUGGUCAUCCUGAGUCUCACAAUACAGUAUAAUCAAAGAUACGAGUACGGUUACAAGCUAAGUCGGGGAACGAAUUACAUUCUUAGGUCAGGGUACCACUUUGUCCCAAAUGGUAUCCAUAAAGACAACUAAGAAUAAGUCUUUUUUUUUUUUUUUUUUUUUUUGGGGGGUCGCCUGUCGAGAGCCGCCUAUAAAGUGGAGAUAUGUGUACAACACUGCUAACUGCCAAAGUCUUUAAUGCCAUUCAAGUUUCCUGUUAGAAAAGAAAUAUUUAUUUUGACAAAGAAUUUUGGGGAGAUGGUUUUUUUCAAUCAUGGUCGUACUGUUUGUUAUGAGAGCACACCGGUGUUGGGGCAACUUUUCAAAAUGACUACUAUACUCAAAGGCUGCAUUUUACUUUUGAAGUCGCUUUUAUUGUGGUAAGCACUUAUGUAGCAGGCAUGUAGAGAACUGACUCCACAUCGGGAGCUCUUCAGGUCGACGAUGAAGCUCAUGUGCCACUUUUAUCUGUGAUCCUCCACUGCAAGAUGCCACGAGUGAGUUGUUGCAACUGUCCAAUCAUCUUGUCGGUGUGCACUAGGAUAAUAAUGGCACCAUAGAGAAUGGAUGUGUGCUGUUUUUUGCUUCAGUGCAGAGGUUGCUUUUUUUUUCCUUCAUUAACACUGUUGAAUUUUAAGUGGUUAACUCCUCACUGUAUGCGGAUUAAGACAGAAUGAUAAUAAAUGUCAAAAAUCUUUGUUCAGGAGAGUACCGUAAAUCAUUUUCAGUGUGAGUGAUCUGAUCUAAAAAUAAACUGGUUCCUUGAAGCAGA